Messenger RNA from Parnassius apollo (apollo), 417 nucleotides. NCBI's taxonomy places the organism in Eukaryota, Metazoa, Arthropoda, Insecta, Lepidoptera, Papilionidae. The record is from the annotation of a GenBank genome assembly.
AUGCGGUUGUUGAUGCGUGAUGCUUCUGUGUGGUUGAGAUGGGAGAAGGAAGAGAAGGAAGCGGGGUUGACGUACCUUCUACUACGUUCUGUGUGGCCGCCUUCCUUUUUCUACCUCCAUCUCCGCUUUGUUUAUGGACGCUCUGUGCGCUCAAUAGGAUCAUUCGUCGGUGGAGCUAAGAUCGCCCCGGUUGUGGCGAUUGUUGGCGCCAGUGCAGGGGUACCUGCCGCUGAGGUUGUUGUGGCGUCUCGAGCUGCUGUUGUGGCUGCUGAGCCCGCUGCGGUUGGGGUUGUUGUAGAUGUGGUGGCGGUGGUUGCUGUACUGGCACCCGUGUUGCCUACGGGGGCAUGGGAGGCUGCAGGGCUAUGCCUCUCUUGUGUGCAAUACGCUGCAACACUGGGUACAGUAUAUCGUUAG